AUGACUCAGAUCUUGCAUAUCUCCACAACCACGGUCAGACCAACAACAGAGGACGAUCAAUUAACAGCUCUUAAAAUUGAGUUAUCUCCAUGGGAUCUGAGAUUAAUCCAAUUUGAUUACAUUCAAAAGGGGAUUCUCUUCCACAAAUCAGCUGAGACAGAAGACAGCAAUGUCAGCCUAGUACAACGCCUAAAAGACUCUCUUUCCCUCACCUUGAACAUCUUUUACCCGCUUGCUGGCCGCCUGGUUGUAUCUGAAAAUGCUGAAGAUAGCACUGUUUCUAUCUCCAUCAAGUGUAACGGUGCAGGAGCUGAGUUUGUCCAUGCAGCUGCUGGCGGCGUCAAGGUGGCUGAUAUCCUUAACCCUUACAUUCCUGAUCACGUCAUCUUCAACCUCUUUUCCUUAAAUGAAGUUCGAAACUACGAAGGAGUUUCGAAACCACUUCUAUCAGCACAAGUGACUGAGCUUCUAGAUGGCAUCUUUAUCGGUUGCAGCCUAAACCACGUGGUUGCCGACGGUACUUCUUUCUGGCAUUUCUUUAAUACUUGGGCAGAAAUCUGUCGUUCUGGCUCCCAUAAAAUUUUGCAACCUCGUCCCGUUUUUGGCCGACAGUUUCUUGACGGGGUAAUUGAUCUCCCAGUUCACUUACCCUUCUCCUAUAGUGAAAUCAUUGGUGAGCCUAUAAUCAAAUCGUCUUCUUUCAAUGCUUCCUUACAAAGGGUAGUGUUUCACUUUCCCAAAGAAAAAAUAGCAAAGCUCAAAGCAAAGGCCAAUGCUGAGAUGGGCACAACCAGUAACAUCUCAUCUCUUCAGGCACUCAUGGCUCAUCUUUGGCAAGCCACGACACGUGCCAGGCAUCUCCAACCUGAUCAGCAGGUUAACUAUCGGUUUGCAAUAGGGUUGAGGCAAAGAUGGGAACCUGAAACGUUGCCAAAAGAGUACCUCGGGACUGCGAUUAUAGGCGUUAAUGUGACGGCCAUUGCAAGUGAGCUGCUACAAAAUGGACUUGGCUGGGCAGCUUCCCAAAUAAACAAAAAAAUUUCCUCCCUGACACCUGAACAAGCGAGGAAUGACUUGGUGGAUUGGGUAAAUAAACCUACACUUAUUCCGAAUAUGAGGAACCCAACAUUGUUGGCCAGAUUACUUACAGGAAGCUCUCCUCGGUUCAAUGUGUAUGGUAAUGAUUUUGGGUGGGGGAGACCACUUGCUGUUCGAAGUGGAGCUGGUGACAAAAUGGAUGGGAAGUUAACAGUGUUUCCUGGGGCUGAAGAAGGAAGCAUAGACUUUGAAGCUUGCCUUUUGCCUGAGACUAUACAAACUAUGAUGGACGAUGCAGAGUUCAUGGAGGCUGUAGCUUAAGUAAUUAAGGGUAUAUAUCCCUGAAUCCGAAGUCUUGUGUUUGAUUUCUCGCUCUCUAGUAUUUCUUGUGUGAAAAAUAAAAAAAUGUGUGUCAAUUUGUGUAAAAGCAAUAAUGUAUGCCUAUGUGUGUAACUGAAUAAAAAAAUUUCCUGUGUGCACUAUACCAUAUGGUGGGUGCAUUUUGGUAUUGCUCAGUUUCAUCAUAA
Molecule: messenger RNA, 1565 nt
Organism: Prunus dulcis (almond)
Lineage: Eukaryota; Viridiplantae; Streptophyta; Magnoliopsida; Rosales; Rosaceae
Exons: 1
Coding region: 1-1359 (452 amino acids)
Source: RefSeq, a predicted model, not a curated record